UAAAAACUCAGUAUAUAAAUCACAGAACCUAACCAACAAUUUCAAACAUCAAAUUCUUUUUCUCACCAACACCAAAACCACACAAACAAACAGACCUAACACAUUUAAAAAGCAUGGCUCCUGCUACUACUCUCACCUCCAUUGCAGGGGAGAAAACCCUGCAACAAAAAUUUGUCCGGGACGAAGAUGAGCGCCCCAAGGUUGCCUACAACAACUUCAGCAAUGAAAUCCCGAUCAUUUCGCUUGCCGGGAUCGACGAGGAAGGCCGCCGGGCCGAGAUUUGCAAGAAGAUUGUGGAGGCUUGUGAGGAUUGGGGUAUUUACCAGAUUGUUGAUCAUGGAGUUGAUGCCAAGCUCAUCUCUGAAAUGACCGGUCUCGCCAGAGAGUUCUUCGCUUUGCCGUCCGAGGAGAAGCUUCGCUUUGACAUGUCCGGCGGCAAAAAGGGUGGUUUCAUCGUCUCCAGCCAUUUACAGGGAGAAGCUGUGCAAGAUUGGCGCGAAAUUGUGACAUACUUCUCAUACCCAAUCCGGCACCGGGACUAUUCGAGGUGGCCGGACAAGCCAGAGGGAUGGAGAGAGGUGACACAGAAGUACAGCGACGAGCUGAUGGGGCUGGCAUGCAAGCUUUUGGGGGUGUUAUCAGAAGCCAUGGGAUUGGAUACAGAGGCAUUGACAAAGGCGUGUGUAGACAUGGACCAAAAAGUUGUGGUCAAUUUCUACCCAAAAUGCCCCCAACCCGACCUCACCCUUGGCCUGAAGCGCCACACUGACCCAGGCACAAUUACCCUUUUGCUCCAAGACCAGGUUGGUGGCCUCCAGGCUACAAGGGAUGGUGGGAAGACGUGGAUCACCGUUCAACCAGUGGAAGGAGCCUUCGUGGUCAAUCUUGGAGACCAUGGUCAUCUUCUGAGCAAUGGGAGGUUCAAGAAUGCUGAUCACCAAGCAGUUGUGAACUCAAACAGCAGCAGGCUGUCCAUAGCCACAUUCCAGAACCCAGCCCAAGAAGCUAUAGUCUACCCACUGAGCAUCAGAGAGGGAGAGAAGCCCAUUCUAGAGGGGCCAAUCACCUACACAGAGAUGUACAAGAAGAAGAUGGGCAGGGACCUUGAGCUUGCCAGGCUAAAAAAGCUGGCCAAGGAGCAACAAUCGCAGGACUUGAAGAAGGAGACCAAGUCAGCCGAUGAUAUUUUUGCUUAGCCAACUCAGUUUAUCUCAAAGCUUGCUCUUGUUAUGCUACUGGAUACUUGUACCUUUGCCUUCUACUUCUUCUAUGUGCUUAUAUGUGCAAUUUGCUUAAUUAGUGUGUUUGUGGGCAUUGGAAAAGUUUGGUCAAUUUGUGAGUCAUUGAUGCCAAUGCCCCCUCCAGUGUUUCUUUGUCAUAUUUUAUGUUAAAUUAAUAGAUUAAAAUAA
Messenger RNA from Prunus avium (sweet cherry), 1409 nucleotides. RefSeq names its product flavanone 3-hydroxylase (gene F3H). The record is from RefSeq and is a predicted model, not a curated record. Lineage: Eukaryota; Viridiplantae; Streptophyta; Magnoliopsida; Rosales; Rosaceae.